This is a messenger RNA of Beauveria bassiana ARSEF 2860, 1236 nucleotides long. Its product is annotated as carboxypeptidase-like protein. NCBI's taxonomy places the organism in Eukaryota, Fungi, Ascomycota, Sordariomycetes, Hypocreales, Cordycipitaceae. The transcript has 5 exons. Bases 1 to 1236 code for a protein of 411 amino acids. The record is from RefSeq and is a predicted model, not a curated record. Gene Ontology annotation, biological process: proteolysis. Gene Ontology annotation, molecular function: metallocarboxypeptidase activity; zinc ion binding.
AUGAAGCUCUUGGCUUUCCUUCCUUUCGCUGCGGCAGCAGCCACCGUGCCACAGUCCGUAUCCUAUGACGGCCACAAGGUGUUCCGUGUGCCCGUCACCGAUGACGGAUCCUUCCUCCGCUCCAUCCUGGACAAGCUAGACGUGUCUAUCUGGCAGCCUCCCUCCAAAAAGGGCGCUUUUGCCGAUAUACAUGUACCUCCUCACUCCUUGGCGCCGUUUGAGCAAGCGCUCGAGGGCCACGAGGUCAUUACCAUGCAUCAGGACCUUGGCGAGUCUAUCCGCAACGAGGGUACUUAUCAAGUAUAUGCGCCCGGCGCGCCCAACAGCACCUGGUUCAACUCAUACCAUGCCUAUAGCGACCAUCUCCAGUGGCUCAACGACCUGGCCUCACAGUACUCUAAGAACGCCAAGGUGAUUACCUCUGGGAACACCCUGCAAGGCAACCCUAUCACGGGACUUCAUUUAUUUGGCAACUCUGGUGGCGGCAAGAAGCCCGCCGUCGUGUUCCACGGCACUGUUCACGCUCGCGAAUGGAUUGCCUCCAUGGUUGUCGAGUAUUUCAUCAACGAGCUGCUCAGCAAAUACGGUUCUGAUAAUGCCAUUACUUCAUUCGUGGAUAAAUACGAUUUCUAUUUGUUCCCUAUUGUCAACUUCACACAGACCACCAACCGCAUGUGGCGCAAAAACCGCCAGACGACCUCGGGUAGUAGCUGUCUGGGCCACGACAUCAACCGUAAUUGGCCGUACAAAUGGGAUGUUCGCGGCGGCUCCUCCGACAACCCCUGUGCUGAGGACUUCCGUGGGCGGAGCGCCGGCGAUGCUCCCGAAACUAAGUCUCUCUCGGGUUUCCUUCAAAAGGUCAAGGACGCACAGGGUUUGAAACUGUACAUCGAUUACCACUCCUACUCGCAGAUCAUCAUGACUCCGUAUGGAUACUCGUGCAGUGCUCACCCAGCCAAUGAUGGCGAGCUGCAAUCUCUCGCUAAGGGUGCCGUCGACGCCAUCUACCGCAUACACGGAACUAAGUUCAGAUACGGUCCCAUCUGCUCGACCAUUUACCCGGCCACUGGUAGCAGCGUCGACUAUGUUGCCGACGUAGUCAAUGCCGACUACACUUUUACUGCAGAGCUGCGCGACACUGGCCGCUAUGGCUUCGUGCUGCCCCCGGACCAGAUUCGUCCCAGCGGCGAAGAAGCCUUUGCUGGCGUCGUCUACUUGCUCGCGAACAUGAAGUAG